AUUUCACUGAAUAAUGCCCUCCGGCAGUUACUACGGCAACCUGGAGGAAGUGAGCGGCGCCCGGUGAUGACAUCAAAACGCGACUCAGUGGAAGUGCUUGAACAGCAUGGGCAAACAAAAGAAAACCAGGAAAUAUGCCACCAUGAAGAGGAGGAUUAACCCUAAAGACCAGCGCAUUAAAGAGAAAGAUCGAGCAAAAACGCCCCAAAAGAAGAAGGAAGAUUCCAGCGCUAUUAAAGAGAGAGAGGUACCUCAGCUUCCAUCAUGCCUAUUUUUCCAAUACAACACAAAUUUGGGGCCCCCGUACUACAUCCUGGUGGAUACCAACUUCAUCAACUUCUCCAUCAAAGCCAAGCUGGACCUGGUCCAAUCCAUGAUGGACUGCCUGUACGCCAAGUGUGUUCCUUGUAUAACCGACUGUGUGAUGGCUGAGCUCGAGAAGCUGGGACAGAAAUACAGAGUGGCUCUAAGAAUUGCUAAAGACCCAUCGUUUGAGCGGCUGCCGUGCACUCACGCAGGGACAUACGCCGAUGACUGCCUUGUACAGCGGGUCACACAGCACAAAUGUUACAUUGUGGCCACAGUGGACAGAGAUCUAAAAAGAAGAAUUCGGAAGAUUCCUGGCGUUCCCAUCAUGUACAUCUCAAACCACAGGUACAAUAUCGAAAGGAUGCCAGAUGAUUACGGAGCCCCCCGUUUCUGAGACAUUCCGCUCUUCCAUCUGACCUUCUGUCUCAUUCAAUAAAUGAGAAACUUACCCAACUGGACAAGAACGCCUUGUUUUUUCCUCUUCUGUAUACGAUUUCCCUGUCCAAAGGCCAGGCGGUACUGGAAGAGAUGCCCGCGACGAACCAGGCUGGGGCCCACUCCUUUACGGACGUGGUGUGGCUCUCCAUCGUGAAUUGUGGCGUUGGGAAGGACUCUGCUGGACGGAUAUAGAAAGGCGCCGGCUCGACCUUCCUGUUAGCGGCAGGCUGUGUGCUAGAGCUCAGCGGUUUUAUAUGGUGAGAAUGACAGUCUAAUAAAUACUCUGCACUCAUA
Molecule: messenger RNA, 1041 nt
Organism: Spea bombifrons (plains spadefoot toad)
Lineage: Eukaryota; Metazoa; Chordata; Amphibia; Anura; Pelobatidae
Gene: FCF1
Product: FCF1 rRNA-processing protein
Exons: 8
Coding region: 107-703 (198 amino acids)
Cellular component (GO): nucleolus; small-subunit processome
Source: RefSeq, a predicted model, not a curated record